Alternaria atra is the source of this 1431-nucleotide messenger RNA. RefSeq lists its product as uncharacterized. The coding region runs from base 1 to 1431 and encodes 476 amino acids. Gene Ontology annotation, biological process: proteolysis. NCBI's taxonomy places the organism in Eukaryota, Fungi, Ascomycota, Dothideomycetes, Pleosporales, Pleosporaceae. The record is from RefSeq and is a predicted model, not a curated record. The transcript has 2 exons. Gene Ontology annotation, molecular function: aspartic-type endopeptidase activity.
AUGAAGUAUUCGACGUUCGUGGCGGCGCAAUUGUUGUCGUCGGCAGUGGCAGUGAGGCUUGCACCACGAGAGAACCCGAGAGUAGUGCGCCUAGAUACCCAGCGCCGAAAUGUCGUCAACCCAGUCGCACACGAUCAGCUACGAAGACGGCAAAGCGUCGUCCAACAGACGCUUGACAAUCUCGAGACGCUCUACUUCGCCAACGCAAGCUUAGGUACUCCCGAGCAAAACUUCCGCUUACACAUCGACACGGGUAGCAGCGAUCUCUGGGUCAACUCGGUCAAUUCAAACUUGUGCAGUCAAGGAGGCAACCAGUGUGGUGAAUCGGGUACAUACAACGCAAACGAUUCGUCAACAUACAACUACGUCAACGGCGCAUUCAACAUUUCAUACGUGGAUGGAUCAGGCGCAUCGGGAGACUAUGCGACAGAUAACUUCCGCUUCGGCGGACAAACCGUAAAGGAUCUGCAGUUUGGUAUCGGCUACGUAUCGAGCUCACCAGAGGGCAUCCUUGGAAUCGGAUACACCAUCAACGAGGUUGCCGUAGGCCGUGCAGGGCUGGAUCCAUACCCGAACUUGCCUCAGAAGCUGAAGGACGAUGGCACCAUUAACUCAAACGCAUACUCUUUGUGGCUGAACGAUUUGGACGCAUCGACUGGAAGCAUUCUUUUCGGUGGCGUGGACACGGACAAGUACCAGGGCGAACUUCAGACAUUGCCCAUCAUCCCAGAGCGCGGACAGUAUGCUGAGUUCAUCAUUGCCCUGACUGGAAUGGGUCGCAAUGGUAACAAUGGCUCCAUCUUUGAGAACGCCAACGUGCCCGUCCUGCUCGACUCUGGAUCUUCGUUGAUGUAUCUGCCCGACAAUGUCGCGAGCUCACUAUACCAAACCUUCGACGCCCAAUACGACGCCUCCCAGGGUGCUGCCUUUGUUGACUGUGAUCUUGCAAACCAGCAAGGCUCGCUCGAAUUCAACUUCUCCGGAGUCCAGAUCUCCGUUCCACUCAACGAGCUUGUUAUAGUCGCUGCCGUCAGUCGCGGACGGCCCGUCUGUAUCCUCGGCAUUGGACCUGCGGGUCAAUCUGUCGCUGUUCUUGGUGACACCUUCCUACGAUCCGCAUAUGUCGUCUACGACCUUGAGAAUAACGAAAUUUCUCUCGCUCAGACAAACUUCAACGCCACCUCAGAAAACAUCCAGGAAAUCCGAGAAGGCUCUGAUGGCGUACCCAAUGCAACCGGUGUUGUCGGUGCGGUAUCAACUGCAUCGGUCGGCACUGACGGACCCAGGGUCAACGGCCCUAGUGUUACAGGCGGCGGUGGCGCAAUCGAGACCUCCACUGCCGCUGCCAUGCCAGCUGCAACUGCGAACCCAUGGGUUGGUGGUGCUGCGAUCGCCGGUGCGGGUAUUCUGAUGGGCUUUAACGGCUUCUGA